Molecule: messenger RNA, 1415 nt
Organism: Pseudomyrmex gracilis
Lineage: Eukaryota; Metazoa; Arthropoda; Insecta; Hymenoptera; Formicidae
Gene: Tsp5D
Product: tetraspanin-9
Exons: 5
Coding region: 422-1210 (262 amino acids)
Cellular component (GO): membrane
Source: RefSeq, a predicted model, not a curated record
GCUCGUUCCCGGACAUAUCGGGGAACAGAUCGUCGUCUGGUUGGCGAGGGAUCGUCCGGUCAGGUCGAUUGACAUUCAGUCGAUCCUCCAAAGUCUUUCUUGUCAGUGCGUUUUGAACGGAAUCCUCACGUCUCUCUCGCCGCUCGCGUAGGUCGCACGUCGAUCUUCUUGUUCUCUUCCUUCUCCUCUUCUUCCUCAGCCUCCCGUUCCCCCUCAUUACUUCUUUUUUUUCUCUCCCUCCUUCUCUCUUCCUCUCGCGCGGCUUCUUCCCCUCUUUCUUCUCUCCUCCCACAAUCUAUCCUUCUCAGCUUGCUCCUCGAACGGUAGACGUAGUAUUUCCUGGUGAUCCGUGAUGCGCACCACGAGGCUCUCGCGCUGAUGCGCACGGAAGCAUCGCCAAUCCCUUCGCGAUAAGAAUCUGAUGAAGGAUCAAGUCAUGGGCCGCACAGGAUACACGUGCAUCAGGCACGUCUUCUGUUCCCUCAACGUUCUGAUUUGGUUAUGCGCUUGCGGAAUUUUGGGUGCGGGACUUUGGCUGCGAUUGGCUUAUUCCGGAUACGCGACCUUGGUGCCACAGUACAGCUUUGCAUCGGCGGACUCGCUGUUGCUCGCCGCGGGAUGCGUCACGUUCGUCAUCGCCUUCUUCGGAUGCUGCGGAGCGUGGUUUCAGUCUAGAUGCAUGCUGAUCACGUAUUUCAGUCUGGUGAUACUCAUGUUCCUCGCCGAGUUUAUGCUGGGCACUUUGGCGUUUGUGUUCCGAGAGCAUGUCGCGAGAAGCCUGAAGGACGAAUUGCUGUACGGCAUCGAGAAGCAUUACAAUGACACGAGAGAACCGGGAACACUCCCGGCCAUGUGGGACCACAUACACACGGAGUUUCACUGCUGUGGCGUACGCGACUACACGGAUUGGUAUCAAAUCGAGGCAUGGCCCGAGGAGGAUCGGGUGCCGGAUUCCUGCUGCAUACAACGGGAACGAUACUGCGGUCGUCUCGAUUCGGAGGGUCGCAAGAAAGAGGGUUGGUACAAGGAGGGAUGCAUGUCCGCCAUACAGAUGUGGCUGGUCACCAGACUCCACGUGGCGGGCACGGUGGGUCUUGUCGUCGCCUUCCUUCAGCUGUUCGGUCUGGUGGCCAGCAUGAUCCUCUUUUGCACGGUCAGGCACAAACGGUCAUCCCACACGUACAAGAGCUACGACACCACCAAUACCUAGAAUUUCAGCUCGAUCUUAGACGAGACGACUGUCUAAGAUCGAUAGCUUUCUCUCGUAUACUCGCGAAUCUCUGACUCCCGUUGCACGCAGCGGGAACGAAUCUUUUUUUUUUUUUUUUUCGAGAUCGUCGGGAUCGUCGACUUUCCUAGAAGGAUCUUGCCGAUUUCGAUCGCGCCAAAUAUAUAUUUGUAAAAGUAAGCGGCAA